AUGUCUCGUCUUGUUCGCAUCGCAGUUGUCGCGUUGCAGCUUUGGCUGCUUUCCAGCGUCGUCAAUGCGGAUGCCGUCUUGGAUCUCUGGACAAAGGGACAGCCGUCACUUGAUGCUCAACUCGCAAAGUCGACGACCUGCACCAAGGAAAAGCUACAGAUUCGCAAAGAAUGGGGAGAUCUCACCGACACUGAAAAGUCAAGCUACAUCAACGCGGUACUAUGCCUGACCAAGAAGCCGUCACAGCUGGACGCGACGCAGUAUCCUGGGGCCAAAACUCGUUAUGAUGACUUUGUCGCUGUUCAUAUGAACCAGACUCUCAGCAUACAUGGCACGGGUAGCUUCCUCUCCUGGCAUCGAUACUACACCUGGUCAUAUGAGCAGGCCUUGAGAAAUGAGUGUGGCUACAACGGCACCCAGCCGUACUGGAAUUGGGGGCGUUGGGCUGCCGAUCCCGAGUCAUCGCCAAUCUUUGACGGUUCUGCGCUGAGCAUGAGCGGAAAUGGAGAGAAGACCUCGCACACUGGCCAGAUUGUAACCGGCAACGGCGGUGGCUGUGUCACCUCUGGUCCGUUCAAGAACCUCACUGUAAACCUCGGGCCCAUGAGCCCAGCCAUAUCGCCCGCGCCCACCAAGAACUCGAGAGCCGACGGCAUGGGUUACAAUCCGCGCUGUCUGCGGCGCGACAUUAGCAACAAGCUGUCGUCGCAGUACUCGCGCACCGAGGACAUUGUCAAGCUCAUCACCGGCAACUCGGCCAUCGGGACGUUUCAAAACACCAUGCAGAGCACGGCGCCCAUCAAUGUCCACGUGGCUGGCCACUUUACCAUCAACGGCGAUCCUGGCGGCGACUUUUACAUUUCACCAGGUGACCCGGCUUUUUGGCUCCACCACGCCAUGAUUGACCGGACCUGGGCCAUCUGGCAGCUCCAGGACUUUGCCAAUCGACAACAAGUCAUUGCGGGAGGAUCCUCCAUGAUGGGCACCGGCAAGGCGCAGAGCCUGGACGACAAUAUUAAUCUGUACGCGGUGAACUCCAAGGUGUACAAGAUUCGCGAACUGGUUAGUCUGGUGGACGGGCCGUUUUGCUAUUACUAUGCAUGA
Pestalotiopsis fici W106-1 is the source of this 1104-nucleotide messenger RNA. RefSeq lists its product as uncharacterized. The record is from RefSeq and is a predicted model, not a curated record. The transcript is spliced from 8 exons. The coding region runs from base 1 to 1104 and encodes 367 amino acids. NCBI's taxonomy places the organism in Eukaryota, Fungi, Ascomycota, Sordariomycetes, Amphisphaeriales, Sporocadaceae. Gene Ontology annotation, molecular function: oxidoreductase activity.